This is a messenger RNA of Adelges cooleyi (spruce gall adelgid), 3661 nucleotides long. RefSeq names its product diuretic hormone receptor-like. NCBI's taxonomy places the organism in Eukaryota, Metazoa, Arthropoda, Insecta, Hemiptera, Adelgidae. Gene Ontology annotation, biological process: adenylate cyclase-modulating G protein-coupled receptor signaling pathway; cell surface receptor signaling pathway. The transcript is spliced from 12 exons. The record is from RefSeq and is a predicted model, not a curated record. Gene Ontology annotation, molecular function: G protein-coupled peptide receptor activity; peptide hormone binding; diuretic hormone receptor activity. Bases 206 to 1582 code for a protein of 458 amino acids. Gene Ontology annotation, cellular component: plasma membrane.
GAACCGUUCGCUCGGUUACCGGAUCUGGCGUGUGCGUGCCGACCGUUUCGUUUCUAUUACAGUCGUUUUGUAUUAUUUUUUUUUUCUACUUCAAAUUUAUUAUUGUAAUUUUUUAGUUUAGUUUUAUUAUUUAAAAAAAAAAAAAAAUUAUUCGUCCGGCGAUAAUUCAACUACUACAAUGCCAUCAGAAUAAAUACCGAUCACCAUGAAUUUGGGUAAAACAAGAGUGGAGUGUCCGGCUGAAAACACGACGGUUCGUGGUUGGUGCCCUCGAAUUUCGGAUAAUAUACUAUGUUGGAAUACAACAAAAGCCGGAACCUUAGUGUCCCAGUCGUGUUUUAGCGAAUUGAAUGGAAUCCACUAUGACACUUCACUAAACGCCAGCCGACUGUGUGGCGUUGAUGGUGUUUGGGUGAAGACGGAUUACAGUAAAUGCAUUGCUCUUGCUUUGGAACAACCAAAAGAAAUCGAGAAUCCUACGGUUCUCUACACCACAUACUGUUAUCUGUACGGCUACAUAAUCUCGUUAGUAGCUCUGCUAGCUGCAGUUUCGAUUUUCAUGUACUUCAAAGAUCUACGUUGUUUGAGAAACAAAAUCCACACAAACUUGAUGUACACAUAUAUACUGUCGGAUUUUACAUGGAUAUUAACUUUAAUAUUACAGAGUUUGAUUUACACUAAUCCUGCAAUGUGUAUAGCGGUUGCGUUUUUCUUGAAAUACUUUUUGCUGUCCAACUUUUUCUGGAUGUUUGUCGAAGGCCUAUACUUGUACAUUUUGGUCGUGGAGACUUUCACUAGAGAAAAUAUCAAACUUCGAGUGUACAUGUUUAUUGGAUGGGGAGUGCCGUUGAUCAUAAUGAUCAUUUGGAGCGUUGCCAAGAUCAUUACACCGCCUGAAAACGCGAUUGCCAACAACAGCUCAUCGUUGCCGGUCAACGGUGUCCAGUGCAUGUGGAUAGACCCUCAUCCCGUGCACGACUGGAUCUACCAAAGUCCGGCCAUUUUGGUGUUGAUUAUAAACUUGAUUUUCCUGGCCAGAAUCAUGUGGGUACUCAUCACGAAGCUCCGUUCGGCUAAUUCGGCGGAAACGCAACAGUUUCGCAGAGCGAGUAAAGCCCUAUUAAUUCUCAUACCUCUGCUGGGCGUGACUUACAUAUUGACAAUGGUAGGACCAUCGGGAAACAGCAUGUACGCCAACUAUUAUUCAUACGGUCGAGCGCUAUUACUAUCCAUGCAGGGAUUUAUUGUGGCAAUAUUCUACUGUUUCGUCAAUUCCGAAGUCAAGAACACAUUCAAACAUCAUUUCAUUCGUUGGAACGAUGCCAGAAACCUGAGAACCAGCGGUAGCAGACGAUUUACCUACUCAAAGGAUUGGUCACCUAACACCAGGUCCGAUAGCGUCAGACUUAACCGGCCAUCGAUCAUAGCCGAGUCGGCCAUGGGCAAAGGCAAGAGGGCCUCGACCGUCAGCAGUUCGACCACAAUGACAUUCAUCGUGUCCAACGGUCCGGCCGGCUGUGUAUCCGUUACCAACGUUGGUCAAAAUCGUUUACUGAACGCUCCACUGGAAAACCCUGUUUAAAUACUGUACGAUUUAUUUUAAAUAAUUGUGGUCACCCUGUGUCUGGCACAUGCAUAAUUACCCUCAUAGACACCCUUAGACGUUUUUGCGCCAUGUGAUUAUUUAUCUAAUAUUAUAUUAUGUAUAUUAUCAUAACAAUUUUAGACCCCUAUUAUACGUAUUAUUAUACUUGCUGAAUAAUAUAAUAUAAUAUUAGUUAGUCAUACUUAAUCCCGCCCGUGUGUUUGUGUAAGUUAAAACGAUUUCACUGUAUUAUAGUUAAGUGUGUGAAAUUUUGGAUAAAAACCUUUGGACUUUUGGAAAUCUAAAUUUCAAUCCAGAUAAUUAAAAAACUACAAAAUUGGACCUAUUUAAAAAAAAAUAGUCGUGCUACUUUCAUCAAUUUUCACAUUAGUUUUCAACGCGUUUUUAGAGAAAAUUUUAGAGCAUUGUUUUAGUUUUCAGUUAUUUCAAAGGAAAAAUUCCAAAUUUUAAUUGUGUGUAAUUGAAUAAUGUUAAUCCUAUGAAUUGACCGUUUGCGUAUGAAUAUAAUAGUUAUAAUUAUAAUUAUAUCUAGGACGAAUAUACGUAAAGAGUGUGAAUUGUGAUUUGAAUUUUCUCAUCCCAUUGGUUAUUACUAAUAUUAUUCGAGUAAACAUUAUGUUAUAAUAUUAUCAUCACGUUGGUGUGCUAACCCUACCAGAUAUCGUACGAGUUGGCGUUUUCCAAACUGUAUUACUAUUGUGUGUUUUACAACAUUACUUAUUAACUUAAUACUACUGGAUUUUACUUACAUUGUACAUAAACUAUACAGUUCUUACUAUACUGUAUUAAGAUAUUCUCUUAAGUGCAUCAAGCAACUAUGUGUUAUUUAUAGCAUAAUAUACUAGAUAAAAAUGAUAUCGUUAGGCUACUUCUUAAAUUAAAUAAUAAUCAAGUCUAGUGUUAAAUAUGAAACUCGAUCAGUUUAAGUUGUAUAUUUUAUUGACGUCCUGUAUAGCUAUGAAAUUGCACAAUACAAUUUUAUAACUUAAUAUUAAUAUUUUAAUUUAAUUUAAUUUUUUAUUUUACACAUCAUACGAUUUGAACGUUUUAAGACCUAUUGUGAGCUUGACUUUAUUUUCUUUAAAAGUUCUACGGACAAACUAAAUUUCGCUCAGUUUGUUUAUUUAAACAGUAACAGUUUUCAAUAUAUUACCAUAAAAUUAAUUGUAAUUAAAAGUACAAUCGAGUACUGCAGUUGGCUUGCGUUAUAAUACUGUGAAUGCGGUUGGAAAGGGUUUUCAAUUCUGAUAUUUUGUAUUAUAUUAAAUUAAUUUAAUUUUUUCACUCUGCCCUUCGUUUACACCAAGUAACAAUAACGAAUAUUUUCUACACUGUUGGAGAUAUUAAUAUUUUGUUUUUAGCUUUUUUACCGUUUCAUUUAAAUGACAUUUCAGUUUCUUGCGGACAAUUAAUAACCUGCGUUCUUAUAUUAUAAUACACUAUAAAUAUAUUAAAUAAGGUCAGUUAAUAAUUAGGUAUAGUAAUAUAAUAUUAUUUAUUUAUAAAAGAAAUGUUGGAUUGGACCUAUCAAAUUAACUCAAUAUAGGUUUAACAAUGAAAUUGUAAGUAAUUUUAUAUGGUUCAUGUAGGUAUAUGGGCGGUAACUGCAUUUUGACAAUGUUAAGUACUUGUACAUUUGUACUGUAUAUUUAUAAGUGUAGUUAGUCAAUGAGUUUGUUGUAAAAAUUAUCUAUUAUAUUAAACUGAAAUUUGCAAGAAAAGUUUGUGAUUGGCAAAUCCGGAAAAGGCGGAAAGAAAUAUUUAUGGCGACAAUUGAAGGGUUGAUCGCGAUACUUGGCUCAGGAUAGGUUUUUAUUUUUUAAAAAUUAUCUCAUUAAUCCCACGAACAACUGGUUAAAACAUGUUUUUAAUAAGAAAAUCAAAUACCAUUUGAUUAUUUCCAUUUAUUAUAUUCAUUAAUACAUAUUUAAGUAAUAUAAUAUAUUGAGUGUUUUAUAGUUUUAAGUUUAUUGUAUUAUUAUAAUAAUUGCAUUAUCCUGUAUAUUUAAAUACGGAGGACUCCCUGUCGAUGACUAUAAAUUAUAAUACUAUGCU